AUGGCAUUGGAAGUAUAUGGAUUUACAUAUGCCGGCAAGCCCUUGUUUUCCAGUUGCAAGGAUUCCGAGGUUUCUCUGACGUUUUAUGGAACCUUGUCUGCUAUCGUAUCAAAGGUUGCUAGUCUGCUCUCCGACUAUACCCAGGAGGACUCAUUACGUUAUAUAACCGCAGGUAGGCACCAGUUUGUCUAUCUGGAACGUGGGCCCUUAUGCUAUUUUGGAAUAUCAAAGGGAACGUACACUCCACUUACAGUGUACAGGAUUCUCUCAACUAUUCAUCUACAGGUGAUAUCCAUUCUUACUAGAGGGGUGGAACGUAUACUGUUAAAGAGACCUUCAUAUGAUGUCCAAAACCUCCUGGGAGGAACUCAGUUUAUUUUGCAGAAACUAGUGGAUAACCUAGGCGGAUGUCUAGGAAUACUCGAUACAUCAGCCUAUGAAGCCCUCCCCUUAUCUCAGUCAUCUCGCGACCAAUUAGCUACAUUUUUUACAAAUUUCAAAACAGACAAUAUACUGUGUGCCCUUCUGGUAGUAUCAGACAGAGUUGCUGUGAUAACCACAGCCAAAAGGGUAGUUCUAAACCCAAAAGACAUUAUAAUCGUUAUAAAUACCAUUAUCGCAUCUCAAUCUCUCCAGCAACAAGAGAACUGGACUCCAAUAUGCCUUCCAUCUUACAAUGACCAGGCAUUUACAUACGCUUAUAUUAAAUACAUUGAGCCAGGAGUAGGGGUUGUUUGUAUAUCAACCAGAGGUGAUCAAGAACAGUUUUAUAUACUAUCCGGACACCUUGAAGAUACUUCAGAGAAAAUUAUAAAAUCCAAAUGUAUGGAUGAGGUUCGUACAUCGUUACUGGAAACGCCAUUGACAUUCCCAUCUGGAGAAUUUAAAAAGUGUGAAAUAUUGCAUGUUCUAUAUCACUCACUCAAACUCGGACAAUUCUUUUCAUCAUCAUUUUACAACUUGACAUACGGGGAUUUUAGUCACCAUAUACUCUCAUCAUACCGAAUGGUAUCGGAACUUCUUCACAGCUCUACACACAAACGAGCUGCAAUGAUCUCAUUCGAGCACAUAAACGUAUAUGCGGAAUACAAUACGGACUAUGUAAUGUAUAUGGCUACAGCGCCAUGGACUGAAAUCACCACAGAACUUGUCGAAAAAGUAGCAGGAUAUAUAUAUAAACACUUUUCAUUCCUCUUUAUAACUAAAACACCCACAAUAACAAUGAACUAA
Theileria equi strain WA is the source of this 1230-nucleotide messenger RNA. RefSeq lists its product as hypothetical. Lineage: Eukaryota; Apicomplexa; Aconoidasida; Piroplasmida; Theileriidae. Gene Ontology annotation, biological process: protein targeting to vacuole; vesicle-mediated transport. Bases 1 to 1230 code for a protein of 409 amino acids. The record is from RefSeq and is a predicted model, not a curated record. The transcript has 9 exons.